AUGGAACAGGGUGGAAGCGGAUACCGUGUUGAAAUUGCCGCUAAUAGCCGUUCUAAGUGUAAAGGGUCUUUAUGUGGUCGUGCGAAAAUUCCGGCAGGUGUUGUACGUUUCGGUACAUUCGUUGACUCUGGCAGGUUUCAGAGUUGGGCUUGGAAGCAUUGGGGUUGUGUCACGCCGCGCAUGUUAAAAAACAUAAAGAAUCGACUUGGUGAAGAUGAUUUGAAGAAUACCUUGGAUGGAAUCACUGCUCUUCCAGAUGAAUGCAUCGACAAAAUUAUUCGGGCUGUACAAGAGGGCCAUGUAGAUGUGAAAGACGAGCGAGAAAGCAGAAAGAUAGGAAAUGAAGUAAAGGGUAACACAGCUGUAAGCAAAAAACCCAAUGAAAAGCAAUCCAUGGUUCCUCCAAAGGUUGCACGCAAAACAAAACGCCAUCAUGUCACAACGAAGUCCGUUUUGAGUGAUUCCGGUGAUGAAGCAGAAUAUACAAACUCCUCUGAAGAAUAUGAUUCAGACUAA
This is a messenger RNA of Schizosaccharomyces osmophilus, 516 nucleotides long. RefSeq names its product zf PARP type zinc finger protein Hpz2 (gene hpz2). The transcript is spliced from 2 exons. Bases 1 to 516 code for a protein of 171 amino acids. The record is from RefSeq and is a predicted model, not a curated record. Gene Ontology annotation, molecular function: DNA binding; zinc ion binding. Lineage: Eukaryota; Fungi; Ascomycota; Schizosaccharomycetes; Schizosaccharomycetales; Schizosaccharomycetaceae.